UCCUGCUAAGCCACAUCAGGUAGAAGAGCAGUAGAAGAAGCAGUCAAAUCAAAUCAGAGAAGAAGGACUCCUACAUGCUGGUUUUAUCGGUGACUUCAUGAUGAGAUUAUUUCUGGUUUCACAGCUUCUGCUGGUGUUCGUAUCACUCCUGACACUGACACAAGGAAUAUUCUACCCAUUCGGCUCAUCAUCAGGAGACACAAUAAACCCUGUUGAUGAUGAUGGAAGCUCCUCAGUUAUUCCACUGUUGAGUCCAUUUCUGUUCUUUGGCCGCACAUACCAUCAGAUUUAUGUUAAUAAUAAUGGACACCUCACAUUCAACGAACCUUCAAUCCAUCAUAAUCCCUCCCUCUUUCCUGCUAAUGGAGGCCAAGAUAUAAUCGCUGGUCUCUGGACCGACCUUGACAACAAUGAGAGAGGUGUGGUUUCAUAUCAUCAGUACACUAAUGGAAGUGUUCUCACACGCGCCACUCAGGAUAUAAACAAUCAUUUCCCAAAUCUGACCUUCACCGCUUCUUGGGUCUUUGUUGCAACGUGGGAUAAAGUCCCUCACCACAGCUUGAUCAGCACAGAAACAUCGUUUCAAGUUGUUUUAAUUUCAGGCAGUAGUUUUUCAUUUAUUCUGAUGAAUUAUGGUGACAUUGCUGUAACAGAUGAUCCGGUGGAGGCUGGUUAUGACAACGUAAACUCCACUGACUACUUUGUGAUUCCUGGAUCAAUCGAUGGGAGCUUCAUCUCAAACCUCAAGAACUCCAGUAAUGUCAAUUUUCCCGGCCGGUGGGCCUUCAGGGUGGACAGUGGACACCACACCUCUAAACAGAUUUCUAAAAAUAUCUUCACAGACCCCUGCUUUAGCUACACCGCGCUGAAUGAUUCAUGGAGAUCCACCAACAAUCUGUUUUCCUCUCAACUAAUGUGUGACACUGAGGUCAUCUGGAGCGGCUGGUACCGUCUCUUCAUUCAGGGCCAGAGCGCUCAGAUGCCAGACACAUGUGUUGAUGUGUAUAGUUGUGGUACUUUUUCUCCACUGUGGCUGGACGGAGGACAUCCAACAGUUGAGGAUGGAGUGGUCACUCGAGAUGUCUGCGGAAAAUGGAGCAGUAACUGCUGCUGGUUCCGAUCCAAUACCAUUAAAGUCAAAGCCUGUCCUGGCAAUUACUACGUCUAUGAGUUUGUGAGCCCAGUUACCUGUCAUCUGGCAUACUGUGCAGAAGUUAAGAAUAUUACCACCAAUAAUGCAACCGUCACUCAAAACACAACUUUGGCAGACCCAUGCUAUAGCUACACCGCGUUGAAUGAUUCAUGGAGAGCCACCAACAAUCUAUUUUCCUCUCAACUAAUGUGUGACGCUUGGGUCAGCUGGAACGGCUGGUACCGUCUCUUCGUUCAGGGUCAGAGCGUUCAGAUGUCAGACACGUGUGUUGAUGAGUAUAGUUGUGGUACUAAUGCUCCACUGUGGCUGGACGGAGGACAUCCAAAAGUUGAGGAUGGAGUGGUCACUCGAGCUGUCUGUGGACACUGGAAAAAUGACUGCUGCUAUUUCCAAUCCAAUACCAUUAAAGUCAAAGCCUGUCCUGGCAAUUACUACGUCUAUGAGUUUGUGAGCCCAGCUACCUGUCAUUCAGCAUACUGUGCAGAAGUUAGGAACAUAAUCAUCAGUUAUCCUACUGUCACUCCAAACACAACUUUGGCAGACCCCUGCUUUAGCUACACUGAGCUGAAUGAUUCAUGGAGAGACACCAACAAUCAUCAACUCGCAUGGUGUGACACUUCUGUCAACUGGCACGGGUGGUACCGUCUCUUCAUUCAGGGUCAGAGCGCUCAGAUGCCGAACACAUGUGUUGCCACGGAAAGUUGUGGAACUUAUGCUCCACUGUGGCUGGACGGAGAACAUCCAACAGUUGAGGAUGGAGUGGUCACUCGAGCUGUCUGUGGACACUGGUGGAAUGACUGCUGCCUGUUCCGAUCCAAUCCCAUUAAAGUCAAAGCCUGUCCUGGCAAUUACUACGUCUAUGAGUUUGUGAGCCCAAUUGCCUGUUUUCUGGCAUACUGUGCAGAAGUUAGGAACAUUACCACCAAUAAUGCAACUGUCACUCCAAACUCUGCACCAGGAAUAUUCUACCCAUUCGGCUCAUCAUCAGGAGACACAAUAAACCCUGCUCUUGAUGAUGGAAGCUCCUUAGUUAUUCCACUGUUGAGUCCAUUUCUGUUCUUUGGCCGCACAUACCAGCAGAUUUAUGUUAAUAAUAAUGGACACCUCACAUUCAAUCAGUCUUCAAACCAAUAUGAUCCCUACUCCUUUCCUAACAAUGGAGGCCAAGAUAUAAUUGCUGGUCUCUGGACCGACCUUGACAACCAUGUGAGAGGUGUGGUUUCAUAUCAUCAGUACACUAAUGGAAGUGUUCUCACACGCGCCACUCAGGAUAUAAACAAUCAUUUCCCAAAUCUGACCUUCAGCGCUUCUUGGGUCUUUGUUGCAACGUGGGAUAAAGUUGCUUACUAUCCAACCUCUAACACAGAAACUUCGUUUCAAGUUGUUUUAAUUUCAGGCAGUAGUUUUUCAUUUAUUCUGAUGAAUUAUGGUGACAUUGCUGUAACAGAACAUCCGGUGAAGGCUGGUUAUAACACUGUAAACUCCAUCGACUACUUUGUGAUUCCUGGAUCAAUCAAUGGGAGCUUCAUCUCAAACCUCAAGAACUCCAGUAAUGUCAAUGUUCCCGGUCGGUGGGCCUUCAGGGUGGACGAUGGACACAACACCUCUAAAAACAACGUCAUUGGACUUCAAGUGAAACUUUCCUCAUUUUCCGAUCUUACACAGAGUGGAAACAUUGAGAUUGUUUUACAGCAAAUAAAACAGGUGCUGGUCAAUAAAGGUCUGCCAAGCAACAUAGAACUGAAAUUAAGAAAAGUGCAAAAGAUAAAGCCGUAAAUUCAGUCUCCUUCAGGAAAAGAAAUAAAACAGUCCGGUUCGCUUAGUGUCUGAUAUAUCCUAUUGAUCACGUGAAGACUGUAAAGACCCUAGUUUUACAUGUGGUUUCAUUACAGCUUUAAAGUUUUGUAAAAGAGAUACAUACAGCUUUUUCCAUAUAGACAAAUUAUUCGAUUUUUACAAUAAUUUCCUUAAAUCUUUUGCACUAAAGCAAAAGCUUUAGUGCACAUUUAUGAGAUUUCUUUAAAAAAAAAACCAA
Molecule: messenger RNA, 3188 nt
Organism: Pimephales promelas (fathead minnow)
Lineage: Eukaryota; Metazoa; Chordata; Actinopteri; Cypriniformes; Leuciscidae
Source: RefSeq, a predicted model, not a curated record